GCUCAUAUUCAGGGUGUCAAGAAAAUAGUUAAUUUAAUAAUCAUUAAAGCCUAUAGUCAUUUUCCAAAACCAUAUGAUAACAAAUGCAUUAAUGUACAUUUGAAACAUGUUUUAUUCAAGAUUUAUCAUUAUUUGUCAUUGACUCAACUGUUUGGGAAACGGAAAAUCAAAAAAUAAACUGUUAAGUUCCAAACAUAGAGAUGCUCAAGAAUUGAGCAACUGCAGUUGCCCAGCAACAAGCACGACUGGAGAAAAGGAAGGAAAUGAGAUCAUCUGAUUUCCUGCUAGACUUUAGACCUUGACACCUCAUUUCUUUACCCAUGUUUUAACUUGAAACAAAUGCAGUUAAUGUAGGAGCUUGUGAUAAAUGGCUUCAAAUUAAAGUGUGCUUGACUCACUAUACUUUGUUCUUGUUGUUUUACUCUAGACCAAGAAGUGAAUUAUUUUGAAAGUUAAAGCAUGGACUUCAGUAUCGCAUCAGUGAUCAUAAUUCUACACAUUUCAGGCUCUCUAACAUUGGACCGUCUCUCUGUGAGCUGUGAAAAUAUUUGUGCUCUGAGGGAAACCAAUGUGCAGUUGAAGUGCUCUUAUGACGACGCCAACAUCAAAACUGUGUUCUGGUUCAGCGAGAAACAAAGUACAAACUGGAGAAAAAACAAUGAACCUGAAGAUUCGACUUUAGACUCAGAUUACUCAGGACGGGUGAAAGAUCAGAUCUCAAGCAGCUAUUCAACGCUCACAAUAUCAGACGUGAGAGAGAGAGACUCUGGAGAAUAUCAGCUCAUGUUCAUCAUGAACGAUGGAGUUAAACAUCUCAGCUCAGCGGCCGUCAGUCUAACAGUCACAGACCUGCAGGUGAGGAUGAAUCCUGAAUCUACAGACCGGAGAGAUCAGAGAAUAGAACUGACCUGUGAGACUUCCUGUGAUUUGACGUCCAGACCUCAGAAGUACUACUGGAAAAAAAAUGGAAAAAAUGUAUUAGAUUAUUCCAGGAGAAUUGAAGUUUCACCCGAAGCUGGUGCCAGUUACUCAUGUUCUCUUUCUGCAGAUUUUAUCAUCUUCUCCUCUCCUGUGUGCAUUUCUAAGAGUGACUGCUGGGGUGUGACUUACUCCUCUAGAAGAGUCUGUGCUUUGGUCAGCUCAACAGUAGACAUUUCCAGCACAUACACACAUCCCUCUGGUCAUACUGUAAAUAAAACAUUCUGGCAUUACGUUCAGUCUGGUGAAUCAAAGGAUCUGCGUGAGGAGCAUCAGUUUGCUGGUCGUGUGGAGUAUGUGGAGAACAAACUGAGAAUCAAAGAGCUCAAGAUCAGUGACUCUGGAGAAUAUCAAUUCAGGUUCACCACUGACUCAGAAAAAUACUCUGGAUCCCCUGGAGUCAUUCUUACUGUGACAGAUACACAGGUGAAAAGCAGCCCAUCUGUUGUUUCGGAGGGACAGGAAGUGAUAUUAAUCUGUUCAACUAAAUGCACUCUGGAUGACAAACAUACUUACAUCUGGUACAAGAACGGACGACAGAUAACAGAUGGAUUCACUAAAGACAACAAGCUGUACCUGGACUCAGUCAGCGAUGAAGAGCUUCACCAGUAUUCCUGUGCUGUAGGAGAUCCAGUGGACAGCACAGCGUUCAGACAUUAUACAGUCAUUCUGCUGGUGUUUUCACCUCAGUUUCUCAUAAUAGCAGCUCUGUGGAUGUGGUUUUUCAUUAAAAUGUGUCUCAUUUCAAAACCAAACCAAAAACACAAGUGAAGAAUCUGAUGUUCCACAUCUGUACAUGUGCUGCCUGUCAAUCAGAGCCAGUGGAGUGAUGUCAUUGUGUUCUUCCAUUGUGACAUCAUCACCUAGCAACAGAGAGAACUGUCAGCAGCUACAUCAGUGAUACAGUGAUGUCAUAGACAGUGACAUUUAUUCAUAAUAUUAGCCUUUCUUCUGACUUCAAACUGUUUAUUAACAAAGCCCCCCUCCCCCCCAAGAAAAGGAUUGAAAAGUGAAGGAAUAGCUGUUCUGUUCUGUUUAUUUUGUAUCUUACUUCUUCUUUAUUCAGUAUGCGUGAACAAUUUCAUAUUUUAUGUGAUAGCAAUCCAUUUAAAUUUGAAUGUUUAUUGCUUCUUCUUCAUGUGUGAGCGUGAUUUGAUCUCAAAUAACAUUCAGUAGCCCAGAAACUUUCUUUAGGUAACAUUGAUCAACAAAAUUAGCUGGAAAAGUGUUACAUGGUCAAAAAACUGUUUCUCAAUACUGCAUCACAAAAAACUAACGGUCCUUUCUGGAAAUUACAUCAUUGUCAAUAAGAAAUAUAAUACACAUAUUAAAUUA
This is a messenger RNA of Carassius carassius (crucian carp), 2313 nucleotides long. RefSeq names its product sialoadhesin-like. Bases 460 to 1749 code for a protein of 429 amino acids. The record is from RefSeq and is a predicted model, not a curated record. The transcript has 8 exons. Lineage: Eukaryota; Metazoa; Chordata; Actinopteri; Cypriniformes; Cyprinidae.